AUGUCAGCUACAGCGCAAGGGUGGCUCAGUGGAUCGGCACCUGGCUCACCGCUGAUUAUGGCGAUACCGUCAAUUAUCCUUGAGAGCUCCAUCGUAUUGCUUCUCAUCAGCGCAUGUCAUUCCACGUUGCUCGCAAAGUACAGCCCACGCCAGCUCUCUCAGCUUCCUCCCCCUCCAUCUUCACCGACACCUCCGAUUGCGCAACCGACCCCCUCCUCCUUGACCUCCACAUCCCCGUCCUCGUCGUCCACCUUCACACCCCCAUUCAUCCCCACAUGCUGCCCGUCCGCUGUGUGCGACGACGAUCCGGUUCUCCAUCUGCAGCUUGACCUUGUCGUGCUCGCCGGCUCCGUGGCACGGGUGGUCAGGGAAAGGUCACGCUCCAUUCACGUUUACGUGCUAAAGUUUCUAGUAUGUACUCCGCUCGCUUCCGCUCCGUUCGUACCUCAUCCUGCCAAGGUGUCAGUGCAAGCCUCCGGACCCUGCGUGCCCGUGGAGCUCGGCGCUCGGCCGUGGUUACUGAUUGCUGCUCUCAGGCUCCGCGGACUAACAGACCCUAACGCAAGCCCUAACCAAUGCGGGCCACAGGCACAGGGCUCGGCUCGGAAGCGGGCGAGCCAGAGCAAACAAGUCCCCAGCAACUCAAAGCCCACUCCCCCGCGCAAACUUACCGAGCCUCACGCAUUCGAGCCACGUCUCUUUGUCUACCUCUCUACGCGCUUUGCUCAGCAUCCAGCACCCCUCACUUACCCUCGCUCUCGCGCCAUGAUCAAUCUCACCAAGACAAAGUCAGCUCGACUACCCGCCAAUCGCGCGGGCAGCAUCGCAGCCGCUUCGGUCAUCGCCUUCUUCCUCUUUAUCGCACUAGCGAGCCAGCUACUAUCCCCCUCCACAGCCACCAAGCACUACUUCUCCUCCAGUACGCUCUUCCGCAAAGCACCACCGUCCGCGUGGUUCGGCGAGGGCGGGUAUCUGCGGCGGAAUACGACGGAUGGGUAUGCCACGACGUACGAGCUGCGGGAUGUAGGGAAGAAGGAGUAUACAUGCGAUGAGUAUGAGAUCUCUGAGCUCGGGGUCGGGAAGUGCACGAGCACGCCCCGGCUCGUGAAGGCGCUGCGGGACAACUCGAUUGCUCAGGUGGCGGCGGCGACGGGUGCCCAGCUACAGGUGGAGGGUGGCAAUACAGCUGGGAUUGUCGAGGGCGUGGACGAGGAGAUUGAGCCAGUGGAGGCGGAGUUGAGGCGGACGGCCGAGAUCCUGCGUGGGGUCAAGGGGAAGCGGGUGCUAUAUCUCGGCGACAGUAUCGAUCGAUACCCUCUGGAAGAACUCCCCCUCGCUGCCCCCUCAUCCUCCCUCCUCGUCCUCGAUCCCGCCAACGGUCACAUUCUCCGGCGAGACGACCCGCCCGCCGGACCCACUCGCGGCUGGACAACCACCUUCUUCAACAUCCGUCUUGCCAACUCCAUCUCAUCCUCCCAUGCCAACGAUACCACGUACCACCCUUCCCGCCGCAUGCACCCGGACGACUUUCGUAUCGACUUUCUCUUCACCUUCGGACUUUACCACUUCCCCAACCUCGACGAUCUCACGGAGCGCAUCGACCUUAUGGACCCCAUCGUCGGCUCGGAGGCGCCGGCGGAGUAUGACCUCAUCUGCGUCAAUUCCGGGUUGUGGGAUAUGGAGGCUAUGGUCUACCCAGCUACCCCUGAUCGCGGCAUCACCUCGGAAUGGGUCGAUCGGUUCGUCGAUCGGUAUAUCGCCCUCAUUGGCUUCUUGCGGACCAAGUACGGCGCCCACAUCCCCAUCGCUAUACGCCUCACACAUGACACACACCACAAUUACGACGCCCAGCACUUCAAGCCACUGCGGUCCGAGCAUAUCCGCCAGGCGCAGCGCGAGGUAGCGAGGCGCACAGGCGUACGCCUCUUGCCGUUCGGCCAGCUCAUGGCUAGUCAGCCGGGCUUUUUCCACUGGGACGGUAUCCAUCCGACACCGGAGGCGAACCUGGUGCACAUGGAGACGGUGCUGCGGAUGGUGCAGGAGAGCUAG
Messenger RNA from Dioszegia hungarica, 2049 nucleotides. RefSeq lists its product as uncharacterized. The record is from RefSeq and is a predicted model, not a curated record. The transcript is spliced from 5 exons. The coding region runs from base 1 to 2049 and encodes 682 amino acids. Lineage: Eukaryota; Fungi; Basidiomycota; Tremellomycetes; Tremellales; Bulleribasidiaceae.